AUGGCCGAUAGUAACGCCGCCUCAUGCCCUUUCUGUCCUUUUACAGACUCCGACGCUAAUUUUGUGUCCCAACAUAUUGAGUUCUGCCACCCAGAAACUGGGGUAACGGGUUUUCUGCAGGAAACCCCGCAAGAGUUCGCAACCCAAAUCUCGGCUUCACUACCAGAGGACGAGGAGGGCGCAGACAAAUAUGUCAACUGUCCACAUGAAUGUGGUGAGAUGAUAAAAAUUGCCGAGCUCUCAAGUCACCUGGAUCUGCAUGCUGCAGAGGCCAUGGCCCUGGAUGAUUUCGGGGCCACUUCGGCACGCUCAACUGCAGACGUACAUGACCAUGGGUAUGACGGACUCUUUGACGAGGAUUCCCUCGACAUACUCGACUCUCACAAGGGAGGCAAGCGUGGGAUGCAACGAGACUCCUCGCGAGUAAACACUGCGAAGCCACCGCGGCCUCACAGUCCGCUAAGGACGACCAAUGCCGAUGGGAUUAAGAGAUUAGGGCGCUCUGAAUUGGGCCCCCAUGCCCAUGAGAAGAAAAUGCCAUCAUGGCUAAAGAAAAUGCUGGAAAAGGGCGGGAGCAUCUCAAAACAAACCCAAAUCACAUCGGAUGGGAAAUUCACACGGCGCGAGACUGUAGAAAAUGAGACGGAUCAUCUGAUUCCUGUUCUUACUCGGCUGUGUGAACAGGACAAAUCCGUCCAACGGGCAUUCUUCUGUAGCCCCAAAGUCCGCCAUAUCUGCAAGAUGCGCCGGGAAGGCGGGUUUUGUGGCUAUCGCAAUAUUCAGAUGAUGGUUUCUUGGCUGAAAAAGUCCCGUGGCUUUGGCCAUGAGCACUUCCCAAAUAAGGGGCCGACGAUCCUCGAGCUACAAGAUAUGAUUGAAUCGGCCUGGGAUAUGGGGUUCAAUAGUUCUGGAAGAGCUGAGACAGGUGGUAUCAAAGAUACGCGCAAAUUUAUUGGAACACCUGAAGCACAAGCACUUUUCAUGAGCCUAGGGAUCCCAUGUGAAGCCAGAAGUCUCUCAGAGAGUAGCGACCUACGGGCUUGUGAUGCUCUUUACAUUGAUGUCGCCGACUAUUUUCGAUCAGCGUGCUCACCAGAAGACGAGACGAAGAUCGUUCAGACUGAUCUCCCGCCGAUAUACUUCCAGCACCAAGGUCAUUCUAUGACAAUCAUCGGGUUUGAAAUACGAGACAACGGCAGCGCAAAUCUGCUGGUAUUCGAUCCCAUGUUCAAGACUUCCCCUGCAAUGGAGCGUCUGAUCGGAGCGUUUGUCAAGCCUUCGGAUCCCACUCGUCUUCUCAAAGCAUAUCGCAGAGGAACGCCUUACCUGCAAAAGUACAAGAUUUUUGAGCUUCUCAAAAUCCACCCUUUUAAGAAAAACAUGCGCACCUCUCCAAAUGUGAUCAUCACCGGCACCCCCGGCGUGGGGAAGACUGUCCACUGCGAGCAACUCGCGCAAGAGAUCGGCUUGAAGCACUUGUCCAUUAACCAGGUCGCAAAGGACCGUGGAUGCUUCGAUGAAUAUGACGAGGAAUUGAAGACAUGGGUGGUCGAUGAGGAUAAGCUCCUCGAUGCCCUUGAAGACGAAAUUCCUAAGGGUGGCUACUUAAUCGACUGGCACGCCUGCGACCUUUUUCCCAAGUCCUGGAUCGACCUCGUCGUUGUCCUCCGUUGCCCCACAACAAAUAUUCUAUAUGAUCGCCUUUCUUCGCGGGGCUACCACGAGAAAAAGCUAGAAGAGAACGUUGACGCAGAAAUCUUUGGCGUCCUGUCGGACGAAGCGCGAGAGGCAUUCGACGAAGAGAUCGUGGUAGAGCUGAACAGCGAACAGGACGCAGAUGUGGACUCGAACUGCCAGCGGAUCGCGCAAUGGGUCGAUUCGUGGAAGAAAUCACACGCCGAAAAUGCGGAUUGA
Messenger RNA from Penicillium digitatum Pd1, 1914 nucleotides. Lineage: Eukaryota; Fungi; Ascomycota; Eurotiomycetes; Eurotiales; Aspergillaceae. The record is from RefSeq and is a predicted model, not a curated record.